Candoia aspera is the source of this 1524-nucleotide messenger RNA. It is a transcript of the gene PRPSAP2, whose product is annotated as phosphoribosyl pyrophosphate synthetase associated protein 2. The transcript is spliced from 12 exons. NCBI's taxonomy places the organism in Eukaryota, Metazoa, Chordata, Lepidosauria, Squamata, Candoiidae. The coding region runs from base 225 to 1334 and encodes 369 amino acids. Gene Ontology annotation, biological process: 5-phosphoribose 1-diphosphate biosynthetic process; purine nucleotide biosynthetic process. Gene Ontology annotation, molecular function: magnesium ion binding; ribose phosphate diphosphokinase activity; ATP binding. The record is from RefSeq and is a predicted model, not a curated record. Gene Ontology annotation, cellular component: ribose phosphate diphosphokinase complex; cytoplasm.
GCCCUGCCUACCCGGUCCCUCCUUCUGUGCCAAGAGGCAGGAAAAGCAUCUCGGUUGCGACUUCAAAUGCCUAUUAAAACAAAAGGAACAAAAAAGAAGGCUGCUCGGUGGUGCCUAAAAGCAAAGUUCUAGAAGACUGCAGUGUGGUGGGCUGGCUGCCCUAAACUCUUUCCUCGGUCGCACCAUUAUUUUAUGUCAAAAGCGGGAAGACAAAGGCGGGGUUGAUGUUUUGUGUGGCACCCGUUGGAACAGGACCCAUCAUGAACGUCACAAAAGGUGGUCUGGUCCUGUUCUCAGCCAACUCCAACCCGUCCUGCAUGGAGCUCUCGAAGCGGAUUGCUGAGCGUCUGGGUGUGGAAAUGGGCAAAGUUCAGGUGUACCAGGAGGCAAACAGAGAAACCAGGGUGCAGAUUCAGGAGUCGGUGAGAGGCAAAGAUGUUUUCAUUAUCCAGACUGUUUCAAAGGAUGUGAACACAACCAUCAUGGAGCUCCUGAUCAUGGUGUAUGCCUGCAAAACGUCCUGUGCCAAAAGCAUUAUCGGUGUGGUCCCCUACUUCCCCUACAGCAAGCAGUGCAAGAUGCGGAAACGGGGCUCCAUUGUCUCAAAGCUUCUGGCUUCAAUGAUGUGCAAGGCAGGGUUGACCCACCUGAUCACCAUGGACUUGCACCAGAAGGAAAUCCAGGGCUUCUUCAAUGUCCCGGUUGACAACCUGAGAGCAUCGCCGUUUUUGCUGCAGUACAUUCAGGAGGAGAUUCCAGACUACAGGAAUGCUGUGAUUGUGGCCAAAUCUCCUGCAUCGGCGAAGAGGGCGCAAUCGUUUGCCGAACGGCUGAGGCUGGGCAUCGCCGUGAUCCAUGGAGAGGCUCAAGACGCUGAGUCCGACCUGGUGGAUGGACGCCAUUCCCCGCCGACCGCCAAAAGCGUUGCUGCCAUUCACCCCAGCUUAGAGAUACCCAUGCUGAUUCCAAAAGAGAAGCCGCCCAUCACCGUGGUCGGAGACGUUGGGGGAAGAAUAGCCAUCAUCGUGGAUGACAUCAUUGACGACGUGGACAGCUUCCUUGCGGCUGCAGAGACCCUCAAGGAGAGAGGCGCCUAUAAGAUUUUUGUCAUGGCCACCCACGGCCUCCUCUCCUCCGACGCCCCCCGGUUGAUAGAGGAGUCUGCGAUCGACGAGGUCGUGGUCACAAACACCAUUCCUCAUGAGAUUCAAAAACUGCAGUGCCCCAAAAUUAAGACGGUGGACAUCAGCAUGAUCCUCUCGGAGGCCAUCCGCAGAAUCCAUAACGGGGAAUCCAUGUCGUACCUUUUCAGAAAUAUAGGACUGGAUGACUGAUGGCUUCUUGGGGAGGCUUGAAGGGGGAAAAAAAAUUAUUUUCAGGGGCCAAACUGGACACGGACAGAAACCCAGCUGUGAAACUUUGUGGCUUAAACUUUGUAUUUCAGCGGAACCCAUUUUUGAUUAGAUUGCUUCCCCCCACGUUCCCUUCUUUCCAAUGGUUUAAAUUUAGUAGAUAAAACUCUCA